AAUUUUUCGCGUGGUUCGCGUAUCAGUUGAAGACAAAUAUUUCAAAGAUUAAGUUAUACGUUUGGUUUGAUAGUUUCGAUUUCGUGUUGUGGUAGGAGUAAUCGUCAAAAAUUCUUUCCAAUUUUAAACGAAUUGCAUUUCAAUUAUCUCACGAAGUUUCGCAAUUUUUAUGCUGAAGCGGAAGUCUAGUCUGUCAAUCGAUGAGAAUUAAUAACAGAAUGGACCAAUAAGCUGAAAUCUCCAAAGAAAUUGAAAAUUUGGAAGAAAUCCGAUCCGAUGGAAAUUUCACCCGACAUAGAAGUUUACCCAGACCAUGCCCCGAAAACCGAAUACUGCCAAUAUGGCAGAAAAGAUGGCACCAUAUGCUCCGAAGGCAUAUUCCUACAAGAAGGUCCCGAUUUCACUUAUUUAAACAACGGAUCAAUUUUAUACCACAAGAAACUCUUUCCAAAAGAAAUGUACACCACAGAAACAGGACUCGAUCAUACAAUUUUCCUUUGUGGAGAAUCCACUCUCGCUUUCGACAUCCGAAGAAUAAAUCACGAAGUCAUACUGUCCUGUAUCUCGAUAAUUUUCUUACUCGUAUACUUAUUCAACGAUUUAAAUCAAGAGAAUUGGAAACGAUUCCAAAACAAAGUCUUGUAUUCUUACUCGAUUACUUUGAUAAUGCUAUACAUAUCGUUCAUUGGUAGUAUUUUAACUACUGUGUGCAUUUUAUGGUAUAUACGUAAAAUAUUGAGAAUCUGUUAUUGUCUAUGGGCUGUGUUGAUGUCGUUCGAAUUUUGGAGAGUUACGUAUUUUACAUUAAAGCAUCGAAAAAUAUCGUCACGUGGACAAAACAAAAGGUACUGGGUAUAUUGCUUCUUAGGCUACAUAUUACCGUUAAUUUUUGCAAUAGGGUAUUACCUCAGUAAACGUAAGCAAAUGAACGAAUGCCCUCGUGUAAAAGGUUUCAUUAGGGAACCCUGUCCUCAUCUUUUGACAGGACGUGUAAAUGUGUACGUGAUUUGGCAAGUGAUUAGAUUCAUUACUUUCACAGUUCUUUUAUUUGUAUUGAUCAUACAAGUCGGCGUGUUUAUUUAUUUUGAUAAAAAUAGUCGUAUUAAAUCUACUCACAGUGUGAAUAGGAAUUACCUGUUGGUGUUGAUCAAAAUGGCCUACAUGAUGGGUAUUUACUGGAUGAUAUUCGUUUACUUUAUUAUAAUAGUUCCUGAUAGCUUUCGUUGGCAUGAUUCUUUAAGAAGCAUUAUAGAUGCGGUGUUUUUAUACUCGCAUGGAGUGUUUAUGUACUUUGCAUUUGGUAUUAAAAAAGAAACGUUGGAUUGGCUGCGAGAUAAAUACAGAAAUUUUACUGAGUGUUUUCGAAACAAGUCGACGCAGAAUGGUGAUUUGUCUAGAGUUCGAAAUGAAAGCACAGGAGAUGAGUUGUGAAGGAACUAUUGCUUGAGACUUAGAUGGUAAAUAUUCCUGACUUUUGUUCAAAUAGGUAGGUAAGAGUAAAUUUAAUGAAAAAGCCAUAUGGGUAAAUUUUUUUUAGUAUUUUGUGAUUUUUAUUUCUUAAGUUUGUUUUUAUUGAUUAAAUAAUUUUUAUGAGUAUUACCGAGUACCUACCUCCCAUUUGUGUAAUUUUUGACGUAAUAUUGUUGAUUCCUUGCAUUUGAGAAUAAAUAGGCUAAAACGUUG
Messenger RNA from Planococcus citri (citrus mealybug), 1683 nucleotides. RefSeq lists its product as uncharacterized. The transcript is spliced from 2 exons. The record is from RefSeq and is a predicted model, not a curated record. The coding region runs from base 277 to 1431 and encodes 384 amino acids. Lineage: Eukaryota; Metazoa; Arthropoda; Insecta; Hemiptera; Pseudococcidae.